CUGGCUGAGAGGCCCCUGGCGGCAGCGCAGUUUCGGUGGACGGCAUGAGUUUGGCUGUGGGCCGAGCCCCCCGGAAGACCGCCGGGAACCGGCUUUCUGGGCUCCUGGAAGCCGAGGAGGAAGAUGAGUUCUACCAGACGACUUAUGGGGGUUUCACAGAGGAAUCAGGAGAUGAUGAGUAUCAAGGGGACCAGUCAGACACAGAGGAUGAGGUAGACUCUGACUUUGAUAUCGAUGAAGGGGAUGAACCAUCCAGUGAUGGAGAAACAGAAGAGCCAAGAAGGAAACGCCGAAUAGUCACCAAGGCCUAUAAGGAGCCUCUCAAGAGUCUGAGACCUCGAAAGGUCAGCACCCCAGCUGGUAGCUCUCAGAAGACCCGAGAAGAGAAAGCAUUGCUGCCACUAGAACUACAGGAUGAUGGUUCUGACAGUCGGAAGUCCAUGCGUCAGUCUACAGCUGAGCAUACACGACAAACAUUUCUUCGGGUACAGGAAAGGCAGGGCCAGUCACGGCGGCGAAAGGGACCCCACUAUGAGCGACCGCUGACUCAAGAGGAACUGCUUAGGGAGGCCAAAAUCACAGAGGAGCUUAACCUCCGUUCACUGGAGACAUAUGAGCGGCUUGAGGCUGACAAAAAGAAACAGGUUCACAAGAAACGGAAGUGCCCUGGGCCCAUAAUCACCUACCAUUCCGUGACAGUGCCACUUGUUGGGGAGCCAGGUCCUAAGGAAGAGAACGUCGAUGUAGAAGGACUUGAUCCUGCUCCCACGGCUUCUGCAUUGACUCCCCAUGCUGGAACUGGACCAGUCAUCCCCCCUCCCCGCUGCUCACGUACCUUCAUCACAUUUAGUGAUGAUGCAACAUUCGAGGAAUGGUUCCCCCAGGGUCGGCCUCCAAAAGUCCCUGUUCGGGAAGUCUGCCCAGUAACUCAUCGCCCAGCCUUAUACAGGGACCCUGUUACAGACAUACCCUAUGCUACUGCUCGAGCUUUCAAGAUCAUUCGUGAGGCCUACAAGAAAUACAUUACUGCCCACGGACUGCCACCAACGGCCUCAGCUCUUGGCCCUGGCCCACCACUUCCUGAGCCCCUCCCUGGCCCUGGGCCCCGAGCCUUGCGUCAAAAAAUUGUUAUCAAAUGAAGAUGUCUACUCCUUAGAAACCUUUAUACUAUUCCGUCUUGGGUCUCUCAACGUUCCCCCUCCUCUCUCUGCUUCUCUCUAUCCUCUCUGAUAUUUCUUUCCCCAACCCGUUUUUCUUUCCCCUUAGUUCCUGCUGGUUUGAUGUUUUUUUAAUCUAAUAAAAUUGAUGAUCC
Molecule: messenger RNA, 1312 nt
Organism: Chrysochloris asiatica (Cape golden mole)
Lineage: Eukaryota; Metazoa; Chordata; Mammalia; Afrosoricida; Chrysochloridae
Gene: VPS72
Product: vacuolar protein sorting 72 homolog (S. cerevisiae)
Exons: 6
Coding region: 45-1139 (364 amino acids)
Biological process (GO): chromatin remodeling; regulation of DNA-templated transcription
Cellular component (GO): nucleus
Molecular function (GO): ATP-dependent H2AZ histone chaperone activity
Source: RefSeq, a predicted model, not a curated record